CAGGCCGCGAGGAGGCUGUCCAGAGCCAGAGAGCAAGGAGUGCGGCGUCUCCCGCCUCAGCUGGGAAGGGGGAGUGGCGCUAGCAGGCUGGAGCUGGGAACCAAGCGAGCGCCUGACCUUCCUCCUCCUCUUCCUCACCCUCUUCGGGAGACUUGGGAUCUGGGCGAAGGUUUUAGCUGCUGCAGGAGACCCCCAGACACCUUUUUCUAGAAGGCUGGGGAUGGAGCUCCUGCUCCUGCGUCCACCCGGGCACUUGGAGCGCACGGGCGGCGCGUAAGCCGGGCAUUGCUCUCCACCUCCCUCGGCAAACCCCGGGUCGGCCCCGCCUGAUAGCUUUGCCCAAGCCCCUUUCCCUUUCCAGCCCAAAGCCGCCGGCGUUCCGGGAGGGAGAAGAAGGUGGCCCUCAGGCACAGCCCCGCCGAAAUGUCGGCGCAGAGUCUGCUCCACAGCGUCUUCUCUUGCUCCUCGCCCGCCUCAGGAGGCUCGGCCUCGGCCAAGGGCUUCUCCAAGAGGAAGCUGCGCCAGACCCGCAGCCUGGACCCGGCCCUGAUCGGCGGCUGUGGGGGCGAGGCAGGCGCAGAGGGCGGCGCUCGAGGAGCCACGACGGGCCGCUUCUACUCCCCAGUGCCGUUAGCCGAGGGUCUCGGCUUCCGCUCUGCGUCCUCGCCCCGGGGCCCGAUACCCCGGGCCGCCCGGUCCCCUCCGCCCAGACCCCUUUGCUCGUCCUUCUCUACACCCAGUACCCCGCAGGAAAAGUCACCAUCUGGUAGCUUCCACUUUGACUAUGAGGUCCCCCUGGGUCGUGGCGGCCUCAAGAAGAGCAUGACCUGGGACCUGCCGUCUGUCCUAGUCGGACCGGGCAGUGGCCGCGGUGCGGCGAGCAUCCUUUGCUCCUCCGGGGGAGGCCCCAAUGGCAUCUUCACUUCUCCCAGGAGGUGGCUCCAGCAGAGGAAGUUCCAGUCCCCACCCAGCAGCCGCGGCCAACCAUAUGUGGUGUGGAAGUCUGAGGGUGAUUUCACCUGGAACAGCAUGUCGGGCCGCAGUGUGCGACUGAGGUCAGUUCCCAUCCAGAGUCUCUCGGAGCUGGAAAGGGCUCGACUUCAGGAAGUGGCUUUUUAUCAGUUGCAGCAGGACUGUGACCUGAGCUGCCAGAUCACCAUUCCCAAAGAUGGACAAAAGAGAAAGAAAUCUUUGAGAAAGAAACUGGAUUCACUAGGAAAGGAGAAAAACAAAGACAGAGAAUUUAUCCCACAGGCAUUUGGAAUGCCCUUAUCCCAAGUCAUUGCAAAUGACAGGGCCUAUAAACUCAAACAGGACUUGCAGAGGGAUGAGCAGAAGGAUGCAUCCGAUUUUGUGGCUUCUCUCCUCCCAUUUGGAAAUAAAAGACAAAACAAAGAACUCUCAAGCAGUAACUCAUCUCUCAGCUCAACCUCAGAAACACCAAACGAGUCAACAUCCCCGAACACCCCAGAACCGGCUCCUCGGGCCAGGAGGAGGGGUGCCAUGUCCGUGGAUUCUAUUACCGAUCUUGAUGACAAUCAGUCUCGACUGCUCGAAGCUUUACAACUUUCCUUGCCUGCUGAGGCUCAGAGUAAGAAAGAAAAAGCCAGAGAUAAGAAACUCAGUCUGAAUCCUAUUUACAGACAAGUCCCCAGGUUGGUGGACAGCUGCUGUCAGCAUCUAGAAAAACAUGGCCUCCAGACGGUGGGGAUAUUCCGAGUUGGAAGCUCAAAAAAGAGAGUGAGACAAUUACGUGAGGAAUUUGACCGUGGGAUUGAUAUCUCUCUGGAGGAGGAGCACAGUGUUCAUGAUGUGGCAGCCUUGCUGAAGGAGUUCCUGAGGGACAUGCCAGAUCCCCUUCUCACCAGGGAACUGUAUACAGCUUUCAUCAACACUCUCUUGUUGGAGCCAGAGGAACAGCUGGGCACCUUGCAGCUCCUCAUCUACCUUCUACCUCCCUGCAACUGCGACACCCUCCACCGCCUCCUACAGUUCCUCUCUAUCGUGGCCAGGCAUGCCGAUGACAACGUCAGCAAAGAUGGGCAAGAGGUCACUGGGAAUAAAAUGACAUCUCUAAACUUGGCCACCAUAUUCGGACCCAACCUUCUGCACAAGCAGAAGUCAUCAGACAAAGAAUUCUCCGUGCAGAGUUCGGCCCGGGCUGAGGAGAGCACAGCCAUCAUAGCUGUGGUGCAGAAGAUGAUUGAAAAUUAUGAAGCCUUGUUCAUGGUUCCCCCGGAUCUCCAGAACGAAGUGCUCAUCAGCCUCUUGGAGACCGACCCUGAUGUUGUGGACUAUUUACUCAGAAGAAAGGCUUCCCAAUCAUCAAGCCCUGACAUGCUGCAGUCGGAAGUUUCUUUUUCCGUGGGAGGGAGGCACUCAUCCACAGAUUCCAACAAGGCCUCCAGCGGAGACAUCUCCCCUUAUGACAACAACUCCCCAGUGCUUUCUGAGCGCUCCCUGCUGGCUAUGCAAGAGGACGUGGCGCCGGGGGGCUCAGAGAAACUUUACAAAGUGCCAGGGCAGUAUAUGCUAGUGGGCCACUUGCCGUCAUCAAAGUCAAGGGAAAGUUCUCCUGGACCAAGGCGUGGGAAAGAUAUGUCAGAGGAGCCUUUCAAUAUCUGGGGAACUUGGCAUUCAACAUUAAAAAGUGGAUCCAAAGACCCAGCAAUGACAGGUUCCUAUGGAGACAUUUUUGAAAGCAGCUCCCUACGACCGGGGCCCUGCUCCCUUUCUCAAGGGAACCUAUCCCCAAAUUGGCCUCGGUGGCAGGGGAGCCCCGCAGAGCUGGACAGAGGCACUCAGGUCGCAGGGAGGACUCACCCCGUGGCUCCUCCAGCCCUCGGUUCGCGCUCCUGUAGCACGUCCCCACUGCGGGGCCCUGGAGGGGGCGCCGAGCCACACUUGACCCUGAGCAGCGCCCAAGACCCCACGGAGAGCGAGCCGGACGCCCCCUGGCCGCAGGGCCGGGCCCCUCCUCCGUGCCAGAGACCCCGGGGCGGCGGCAGUGGGAAGGGCGACAAGAGGCCCCCUCCUCCCUACCCCGGCCCGGGGAAGCCCGCCGCCGCCGCCACGUCGCCCCGGCAGCCCCGAGCAGGCGCAGGCCGGGCCGAGGACCCGGGGAGCCAGACGGCCGAGCGGGGGCCGCGGAAAAAACUGGGCAGCGCCCACUCCCCGGCCUCCGGCGAGCAGGACGGGCGGAAGCUGGGGGAGGCCGGCUGGUUGGACUGGCAGAGAGAGCGCUGGCAGAUCUGGGAGCUGCUGUCCGCCGACAACCCUGACGCCCUGCCCGAAACGCUGGUCUGAGCCCCCAUCGCGCCCUCUUUGCACGUGCCAGAAGCAACACCGAGAUACUCGGUUCACUAGCAGACUAGAGCGCUCACCCCCUCGCCACUGGGAUCGGGUUCUUUUGCGUAGCCAGCCUUGGGAAACACCAAAACACCCCCCCAAACGGAUGGCCUUGUCCAAUCCAAAAACCACCUUCUUGGCUCUGUGUAAGAUCAAACCCUUCCUUUGGUAUAGCUUACUUGUAUUUAUGUGUCUCUGUUUUGACUAUUGUAUAUUCUGUAACAGAUCAUGUAUGAUAAUCAUUUAGGAUAUAUUCACAGAAAGAAAACAAAAGGAACAAUUAAAAAAAAAACACUUCACUAUUUUAAGCAAUGAAAACUACUAAGCAGUGAGAUUCUAUAGAAUGUUGUAGAACAUGCACAAGCGGGCUUCUGUGCUUUUGUCAUAGCUUGUUACCUGGGGAUAGCCCUUCCUUCAAUGCCUAAGGAAAACACUAACAAGACUAAAAACAGAACAUGAGAAGCCAUAGUUUUAUAUAAGUAGCGAGAUACAAAAAAAAUAUAUAGUCACUGAAUGCUUUUUCAUAUGGAAUAAAAGUUGAGGGAGAUACUAGAUUUGAUACAUGAUGAAAUAUAUUUUUAGAACCUGUUUAAAAAGGAUUCAGUUAAUCAAACAAGAAAAAGGCCGUGCCUGACAAAGAUAAUUAAGAAGCUGUCUGUCCCAUUUUAGGUCAAAUUCAAUUUUAUAUACACCACAUAUAAUAUGUAUUUAUAAUGUAUAAUUUUUAUGUAUUUUUCAAAACUGCAAACUGGAAUCCAAACUAUAAUGUGUUAAAGAAUCUAUAGAAGAAUAUGAUAUUUUUCCCUUUGCCCCAUAACCAGUAUUAGCCAAAUUACAUGCAGUUCUUUAUAAAUUCAGUCAUAUUUGGAAAAAAACUACAGCUUUGUACUUACAUCGUGCCAAAGGCUGAGGAAAUGGUCUUUUUGGUAAUUUUGUGUGUGUGUUGUAAAAUGUUCCUUCUGUACUUUUGAAGUUUUUCAGCUGCGAAAUCAUUUUUGACCAGCAGGUGGCGAUUUGAUUCAGUAUUUUAUGAGGUUUUUUCACUUUAGAAGGGAAAGUCUGCUAUAAAAGAAAACUUUUUUUUAUAAAACAUACUACUCUUAAUUUUCAUGUUGGUGAUGAAGUUUCCAGUGGUGUUUAUUAAAGUUCUAUCUUGUGCCAUGAUGAAUAAAAAGUUAAGCAAA
Molecule: messenger RNA, 4532 nt
Organism: Nycticebus coucang (slow loris)
Lineage: Eukaryota; Metazoa; Chordata; Mammalia; Primates; Lorisidae
Gene: ARHGAP6
Product: Rho GTPase activating protein 6
Exons: 13
Coding region: 424-3306 (960 amino acids)
Biological process (GO): signal transduction
Molecular function (GO): phospholipase activator activity; phospholipase binding
Source: RefSeq, a predicted model, not a curated record